AUGGGUAUUGGGGAUCUACCACCUCCAUCUGCAACUCCAUCUCAGCCACGAAAUAGGUCAAAAAGGUCUUGGACCUGGGAGCAUUUCACCAAGAUCUCUGGUAAUCGUGAGAACCCACAGGCGAGAUGCCACCAUUGUGGGUCACUUUGUGGAUGUCAUUCAAAGAAGCAAGGAACUGCUGUCUUAAUAGCCCAUCUUGGGAGUUGCCAACGAUAUAAAAUGUCGAAGGGAGAGGCAAUCAAUGAUCAGACCAAGCUCAGUUACGAAGCUUCUACGGCCACUAAUGGUACACAGAUUAAGAAAAUGGUCAUCCCUCAGUACAGUGAGAAAUUGGUGAGGGAUAUGCUUGCAGAAAUGAUAAUUAAAGAUGAGAUGCCUUUUACCACAGUCGAUAAAAGAGGCUUUCGAAAGUUUGUCAAGACUAUUGAGCCACGAUUUACAUUACCAUCACGGUAUACGGUGAUGCGGAAUUGUAUGAAGAAGCAUGCAAAAAAGAAGGCAGAGAUGAAGAAGAUGUUCACUACCACUAACUAG
Messenger RNA from Carya illinoinensis, 534 nucleotides. Its product is annotated as zinc finger BED domain-containing protein RICESLEEPER 3-like. The record is from RefSeq and is a predicted model, not a curated record. Bases 1 to 534 code for a protein of 177 amino acids. The transcript has a single exon. Lineage: Eukaryota; Viridiplantae; Streptophyta; Magnoliopsida; Fagales; Juglandaceae.